Marasmius oreades (fairy-ring Marasmius) is the source of this 384-nucleotide messenger RNA. RefSeq lists its product as uncharacterized. The transcript has 3 exons. NCBI's taxonomy places the organism in Eukaryota, Fungi, Basidiomycota, Agaricomycetes, Agaricales, Marasmiaceae. The record is from RefSeq and is a predicted model, not a curated record. Bases 1 to 384 code for a protein of 127 amino acids.
AUGACCGAGUGCUUCAAGAGCAUCGUUGAAGAGGAGAUCAAGACGUGCCUCGUUCGAAUGAUGGAGAUGGAGAUGGACCAGCCAUCUAUGCAUAUUUUUGUUGUUCAUGGUUCCGAUGAACUGCGCCUCGUCAGCUCAUUCAAUGACGAGAGCUAUCGGACAAGUCAUCGUCUAGCGACGCUCUCCAACACCAGGAUGCGGUCUAAGCUUCAGGAGAAACGAACGAGGGAGACGGACACAAACCUUACCUUCCAUACCGUCACCGAGACGUUGAAGGAGCUGCUGAAUCAGAAGCAAUGGGUUGGGGAUAUAUAUGAGGACUUGCCGAAACUAUACGGAAGAAACACAUUUCGAACGUUCCUUUCGAUAUCAGGGUCAUCGUAA